AUGGAGGGCCCGCGACUCCGGCUCCGCAGCCUGCACUGGGCCCCGCUGCCGGCCGAGCGGGUCCGGGGCCGGCGCAGCGUUUGGGGAGGGGGCGGCCCCGGCCCCCAGCCAGACCCCGGUCCCCUGGACCUCCAGCGUCUGGAGGAGCUGUUCGGGGAACGGCCCGGCCCCCCGGCCCGGGGGAUCCCCCGACAGGUGUGUCUCCUGGACCCUAAGAAGGUCCUAACGCUGGGAAUCGUGCUGAGGCAGUGCAAGAGGCCAGCGGUGGAACUCGUGGAGGCCGUGCGGGCUGGUACCGGAGGGCCCUAUGGGGCCCAGAGGCUUCGGCAGCUGUGCCGGGUGCUGCCCGACUCCCAUGAGGUGCAACGGCUGCGCAGCUUCCAGGCAGGGGAGCAGGGUCGGCGGUCGCGGUCACGGCAGCAGCUGUCAGAGGCCGAGCUCUUCAUGCUGUUGCUGGUGCAAGUGCCCUGUUACCCGGAACGGCUUGCAUUGAUGGUGCUGAAGGAGGAAUUUCUGCCCCAGCUUGGUACCUUACGAGCCAACAUUGCCAUCUUAACUCAAGCUGCUCAGGAGCUGCUGGCAUGUGAGGAUCUGCACUGCAUCAUCCGCCUCAUCCUGAAGGCUGGGAACCACCUGAAUGCGGGCGGCUAUGCAGGUGGGGCCGUGGGGUUCCGCAUGGCCUCGCUGCUGCGCCUGACCGACACCAAGGCCAACACUCCCGGCAUUCACCUGUUGCACUUUGUGGCCAUGGAAGCGGGGCGCAGAGAGCCGCGGCUGCUGCACUUCCCCCUUCAGCUGCCCCAUGUUGGGCCUGCUUCCCGGAUCCCGGAACAGGAGGUGGAGGAGGAGCUGGAGCUCCUGUCUCAGCGGCUCCGGGGGGCCCGCACCCACCCCCCGCCCCCUGAGGUGUGGGCCCAGAUGGAGCCCUUUCUCCAGGAGGCAGAACGGGAGCUGCAAGGGGCUCGGGCCUGCCUCCAGGGGCUGGCCCAGCUGACUGAAACCCUGAUGGAAUUCUUCUGUGAGGAUGGGGCUCGUUGCCCUCUGCAGGAGCUCUGUGCCACCUUCCACACCUUCGCCCUUCACUUCCAGACUGCUGCCCAGGAGAACGCAGCGCGGGAAUGGCGACAGUGGCAGCGGCGGCAGCAGGGUGAUCGGAGGCAGCGGCGGAGGGGCGGGCAGGCGGCCCCCCACCUUGGCCGCAGCUGCUCGCUUCCAACGCUGGAGCAGGAGCUGGAGAGGGAGCUGGGGUACCCGGGCCGGGGCCCCCGAGGCCGAGGCGCCCCCACGCUCCCGGAGGCCUGGGGCGGGAACCUCGGCCACUGCCCUCACUGGUCCCUGAUGCCCGGACCUCCUUCGGGCUCCCCCUUCUCGCCUCCUGGCCCAUCUCCAGAUGUCUCUCCCGGGCCCCCCGGCUCCUCCCCUUCCCACUUAUUCUUCUCCCCGGACCCCCGUCCUCCUGACUCUGCCCCCGCAAAAGCCCCUCUUAAGGUCCCGUGACCAGAGACCUCUGCACUUCCCAAGUGCUUGACCUGACCCCUGACCCCUUCAUCUCCAGGCCGAGCCCCGGCCCAUUUUAAUUUGGUUUUAUUGCUCCUGCCCCAGUGGGGGCUUCAUGAGUGGAGAUGGGGUUUUGACCUUCUCCUUGCUGGACUCCUGUGUGAAAGUGGGCUCUCUCCUCACCUCUUAACCUGUAGGCUCAGCUCUUGGCCUUUGCGAAAUAAAGCUGUGUGCGUUA
Messenger RNA from Ornithorhynchus anatinus (platypus), 1735 nucleotides. RefSeq names its product FH2 domain-containing protein 1-like. Lineage: Eukaryota; Metazoa; Chordata; Mammalia; Monotremata; Ornithorhynchidae. The record is from RefSeq and is a predicted model, not a curated record. The coding region runs from base 1 to 1497 and encodes 498 amino acids. The transcript has 12 exons.